CCUGCUCCACUGCCUUUAAAAACCAAUUUCAACCGUAAUCCAAACCCAAUUCCCUCGUUCAUCUCUUCUUCGGUUUUCUCCAUUUUUAUUUGUAAUAAUGGCGACUACUGAGUUGAAAUCUGAUAACUUGUUUGAGAUGAUGAAGCUUCACUUGGCUUCUGAUGCUGGUAAAGAGCUCAUCAAGAAGAUCGGCCUCGUUUACCAAAUCAAUAUCGCCCCCAAGAAAAUUGGGAUUGAUGAGGUUUCUUACGUUGUUGAUCUCAAGAAAGGAGAGGUUACUAAAGGUAAAUAUGAAGGGGGAAAGCCUGAUGCUACGUUUUCCUUCAAGGAUGAUGAUUUUGUAAAGGUCGCAACAGGGAAGAUGAAUCCCCAGAUGGCUUUUAUGAGGGGGGCGAUGAAGAUCAAGGGAAGCUUGAGUGCAGCUCAGAAAUUCACCCCUGACAUUUUUCCGAAGCCAGCAAAGAUGUGAGCAGAGAUGCUAAUGUACUAUAUAGGUUCUUUUGUUGCAGAAAUUAAGUUUUUAAUACAUAAAUGGAAGCCAUCUAUCAACUUCUUAUCAUUGAGAA
Molecule: messenger RNA, 566 nt
Organism: Hibiscus syriacus
Lineage: Eukaryota; Viridiplantae; Streptophyta; Magnoliopsida; Malvales; Malvaceae
Product: non-specific lipid-transfer protein-like 1
Exons: 4
Coding region: 98-469 (123 amino acids)
Cellular component (GO): cytosol
Source: RefSeq, a predicted model, not a curated record